This is a messenger RNA of Rhincodon typus (whale shark), 2013 nucleotides long. It is a transcript of the gene rwdd2b, whose product is annotated as RWD domain containing 2B. The transcript has 5 exons. Gene Ontology annotation, molecular function: protein binding. The record is from RefSeq and is a predicted model, not a curated record. The coding region runs from base 7 to 1020 and encodes 337 amino acids. Lineage: Eukaryota; Metazoa; Chordata; Chondrichthyes; Orectolobiformes; Rhincodontidae.
UGCACCAUGGCGCAUGCGCAACCGAACGGUGCGGACGGUGUCCGGGAAGUGCCAGGAAUCAGCAGCGGUUCCGGGGGCCGAGAGGCGCGGCGACAGAGUGGUUCAAUCAGUUGGGUUCUCACACUUUUCAAAGCCAUACUUUCAAAAAUGACCAGUCCUGCUAAUGCUGAGGCCCAGCUAUCUGAACUGGAACUACUGUUCAGCAUGUUUCCGAAUGAACUUUCAGUGGAUGAUCAAUUGGCCUUAAUAGAUCUCAGAGACUAUGUGCAGGGCAAGAUUCUCAUCCCACCAACCUCAAGACUGCAAUACACAGUACGACUACAGCUGGACACUCCUAAUGUAGUUUGUGCAUUAUCUUGUUCCUUUCCUCCAAAUUAUCCAGCAGUGAUACCAGAAAUUUCAACAAGAUCAGACGCUUUAUACAGAACACAGCAAGCGCAAUUAAAUAUGGACCUUCAUGAGUAUCUAAGACAAAAUUGUUGUGGUGAGAUUUGCAUGUUGAAUGCAAUUGAAUGGAUCAAAGACCAUGCAGCCAAAUACAUGAGUAAAGAAACUAUUGCAACUGAAAACAGACAACCUGCUGGAACCAAAAACGUAACUUGUACUCGACUCUGGAUCUACAGCCAUCACAUCUAUAAUAAAGAAAAGAGAAAGAAUAUUCUCGAGUGGGCAAAAGAACUUUCACUUACUGGGUUCAGUAUGCCUGGCAAACCUGGUGUGAUUUGCGUGGAAGGGCCACAGGAUGCAUGUGAAGAAUACUGGGCAAGAGCUAAACGGUUGACCUGGAAGAGGAUUCUAAUCCGCCACAGAGAAGAUGCUACAUUGGACAUCACAAACAAUGGCACAGAGGCUGCAAUGCAAAUGUUUCGCAAAUUUACUGAUUUUGAAGAAAAAAUAUUUGAUGUACGUGGUACCAAGGGAAAUCAUAUGGAUCUGGGACAACUGUACCAAUUUUUAAAUGAAAAGGAAUGUGGAGAUGUUUUUCAAUUGUACUUUGGUGUUGAAGGAAGAACGUUGUAAAUUAUUUGUGCAUUCACAACAUUCUAUAUUUAUAACAUGAAAACAAUUGUUUAAAUGUACCAUGAUAUGCUGUGACUGUUAUCGAAUUAAAUAUUACAAUCUAGUAUCCUAACCAGCUACAAACAUUAGAAGUCUGGUUACAUUUAUUAAAAAAUCCUCAGUUUUGAAUCAUCGGUUACAGCAGAGAAGGAUGCCAUUCAGCCUGUUGUGCCUUUGCCAGCUCUCUUGACAUGAUAACUUUAUUCAAUUGAUUUAUUCAACUAGCUACUUAAUGUUUUUGAUUGUACUGUAUGUUGCUUUUAUUUGUUUUGUAUUAAUUUAGCAAUCUUAUGAUUCCAAUCUUUAAUCUAUGAUUAUACAUAUCUAGUCAUGGUUAUGGUAGAUGUUUGGUUAAUUAAUCAAUGCCAGAGAAAAAGCUACACGUAUUGAAAACACUAACUGUAGUUUCUACCAAAGAUAACCUCUCAAAAAACAAAGUUAAAUUAAUCAAUUGUGAUAAUUUGCAAAACCAUUUAGCAGUAAUAUCUUCAAUUAAUUUAUAUUGAGGACAGUAAUAUUCUGAAUGGUAAUGAUUGGUAAAGAAGCCGUAAUGAUCAUAGCAAGUCUUUCAGAUUCAUCACCUGGAAUACUUGAUUAGGUUAAAAGGCUUGCUAUACUUAUUGUGUUUCAAAAAAGCAUUGUUUUUAUUAAUUACCAACAAUUCAACAUAUGGCCCAUUAUCAUAAACUGCUUGGAGAAGAUACAUGUUAAUAAACUGACAGUAUUCAAACAACAAUUUGAAUAUAAUGUUGAGCUCCUCAUAACUUACAGGGCUACCGAGCAAGAGCUGGAAAGUGGUAUUAGGCUAGAUAAAUCUUUUUCACCUAUUUAGACACAGUGGGCUGAAUGUCCUCCUGAAACAUCAACGUAACAUCCACAGGUAUUUCCAGAAAUUUCUGUGCCAUAACUUUUCUAUAUAGAAACUUUUUGUAAUAAAUGCAAUGCUGAAUUUUC